AUGCUCAGUGCAUCUUCGUCCAACAACCACUCCCUCUUCUCCUUUGGCAGGAAUGGCGGCGGCGGCGGCAUCUCCAACGAGGCAGGGGAAUCGAGCACCUCCUACGACUUCCUCCCCUCGGUGAGCUUCGAUGACCUGCAGAGCAGUCUCGAGUCUGCCUCGACCGAGUUCAAGUUGACCCAGUUCCCCUCGCCCACAGGGAAAGGGAGCAUACUUGGAGGCCAGAACAGCAGCACAGCAGACAAGAUGGCCCAGCCUUCUGGCAUCACGAGGAACGGCACGACCACGCGCGUCGCUAUCCCCCCUUCCUCGACUCGCCCGGCCAGGUCAGGCUCCAUCUUGCGGAGACCGAGCACGUCCAACCGACAACCUAGUAUAUCGUCGUCCGCUUCGGUCGGGUCAAGCAUUGCUGAUGCUCCAACCGCACCAGCUGCCAUGAGGAAUCGUCGCCAGAGCGCGUACCCCCCUGUCUCCAACAGCAAUAUUGGCAAGCCACCGAGAAAGUCUGUCGGUCCAGGAGUCUUUGAUUCUAGCGAUUAUGGCCCUCGAGCUUCUCAGCGCCGACGGCCCAGCUUGGCAUCGACCUCGGAUAGGACAGUGUCUGGCUCGGCUCGGUCGUCGUUCGACGGGGGGAGUCGAUAUGGAGAAGGCGCGACGAGGCUGACAGCCUCAAGGGCGGCCAAGACGAAACCCGCCCAGCCUAGAAUUGACACGACUGCGCCCUCCGCGGAUAACAGUACCUUGACGGUAGAUCAAAGCACCACGUCGAUUUCGAUGCCGCGAUCACCUCGUGUUGGGAACAAAGGAGGUAAUCCAUCGUCCGCUAGCAAACGGAUGUCCGUGAUGCCCGGUACACAUGCUUCAGGGCUGGGAGCCCGCACGAUCAGCCCAACAGAUACCAGGAGGAUGAAAAGGAUGUCAACGAUGCAUCACACCCGCGACACCACCGAGACAAUCACCGAGCCGAUGCCCACUGCGUCCAUUCGAUCCGUCUCGCGCUCGCCGUCUAUGCUUCCCAGGAAGACGUCGACGCCUUCCUCGAACAGGACGACGCCAGACCCAAACCGAAAGUCCUAUAGUUCCGGGCUUUCUGUAGGGUCGACAAACAGUUUUAACACGGUGCGCACAUCGACUGGGUCGAUUCAGCCGCGUCUGCAGCAGUCGGCGACGACUUCAAGGUUGCCAGCCCCCAAGGCGCUCAGCAUUCAUAACACGAACCCGGCAGAAGAUGACGAGGACGUUCCUCCGGUGCCUGCCAUUCCCAAAGUCUACGAGUCUCCCAAGGACUCGCCUGCAGAGUUAUCUUUCCUCGACAAGCGAAAAUCCAACCUAGCAUUUGACACGAGCAGUAUACACAGCAACUCUACCGGUAGCUUGUCCGGGCAUCCGGUACUUGAACCGCCGGUCAAAAUUCAGCGCAACCAGAGUACCCGCAAGACCGGACAGAACGUAACCUUGGAUCUGGAUAAGAAGGGAAAUGUCUCACAGUCCAAGAAGAACUUACAACCACUACGCCUACCCCCUAUCAAUAUUGGACCCCUCAGCACCCCUACCGCGACCCGGAUAGCGGCCUUGCAGGAAAAUGGCUCGGCAGAUCGCAACGCCAACAGCCCGCCGCCGGCAAGGCAGAUCGCCAAAACCCCAACGACGCCGAUGACGGCCUCGAAGAGCUCCUUUUUCUCGCGACAUCGUCACCACGAUAAAACAGAACCCAUCGACCUGCGAAGCAGCUCGUCCAUUCAUCGCGUUCGCAACAAUGAUAGCCCCCUCGCUGCCGACAACAGCAGUUCGUCCGAAUCCCUCGUCACUGCUACCACGAAGAGUUCACUGCAGAAACCUUCAAUCUCGCCGUUCCUCUCUUCAUCAGUUCCCAAGGGUGGAGCGGAGCCAUCAUUGAUGAAGAGAUCCAAGACCGGCGGCGAUUUUAGCAAUGUGAACGACAGCACUAUAGAGCCAGUGAAACAGCAGAAGCCAUCUGGGCCGCGCGCCCCGGCAUCAAGACCGGUCAAGCCCGUGGAGACAAAGAGCACCGAAAAGACCCCGGCACCAUUGUCCAGCCCAGAAGAACCUCCCACGCCCUCCUCAAUUAGCUCUCUGAGGCGUAAGCUGAGCAUGUCUUGGAAGAGGGGCGGCUCUAAGCCUAGUCUCAGUCUUCCCGCCGGGAGCGUGCCGGAGAAGUCAACGGAGCAGCAGAGCCAAAGGCAAGACAACAUGCCCCCACCACGUAUCCCCAUUUCGUCCACGGUGAACGCACUGAGCACCAACACAGCCGGUGCUUCAACCAACUCCAAGCCAACGACCAACUAUCUCGAUUCAAGGAGGAGAAAGAGCUCGGCCUCGAGUCUGAAUGCAAUCGUGGCCCAGGACAGGGCUCGGAAUGAUAGCUGGAAUCCUGAUCGUCACCACAAGAAGGACUCUAACGGCGACUCAACGGCGGAUCGGUCCGUCCUGUCGCACAAUUCGUCUGUCAUGCAGAAGAUCCUCAAGCCCAAGGCAUCUACGAGUACAAUUCGGCAUCACGACGUUUGGAGUUCGGAACUGGACAAGGACGAUCUUCUAGCCGAAGAAGAGAUGAGGAAACUGGCAAUGAGGCGCAAGGAGACGGAGCUCGCGGCAAGGACUCUGGACGCGUUGCGCAAAAGAGCGUCACCAAAGGAGCGUGUCAGCGCUCAAGACGCCAUCCGUAUCGCUAUGCUCAACAUCUACGAGCGAGGCGAGAUCGUCGACUACAACGACAUCUACUUUUGCGGUACCCAGAACGCGGCCAAGGUGGUUGGAGAUCUCAACUCGGACGUUCCUAACUUUGGCUACGAUGACGAGCGCGGAGACUACACGAUCAUUCCUGGCGAUCACUUGGCGUACAGGUAUGAGAUCAUCGACGUUCUGGGCAAGGGAAGCUUUGGCCAGGUGGUGCGCUGCAUAGACCACAAGACAGGCGUGCUUGUCGCGGUCAAGAUCAUCCGCAACAAGAAGAGGUUCCAUCAGCAAGCUCUUGUCGAAGUCAACAUUCUGCAAAAGCUUCGCGAAUGGGACCCGAAAAACAAGCACAGCAUGGUCAACUUUACCCACAGCUUCUACUUCCGUGGACAUCUUUGUAUCUCGACCGAGCUCCUGGAUAUGAACCUCUACGAGUUCAUCAAGUCCAACGCCUUCCGUGGCUUCUCGCUCAAACUCAUCCGGCGCAUGACCAAGCAGAUGCUUAGCUCGCUCAACCUUUUGAAGCAACACAAGGUCAUCCACUGCGAUCUCAAGCCCGAAAACAUCCUCCUCCGGCACCCGAUGCAUUCCGAGAUCAAGGUCAUCGACUUCGGCUCCUCAUGUUUCGAAAACGAGAAGGUCUAUACGUACAUUCAGUCGCGCUUCUACCGCUCCCCAGAGGUCAUCCUCGGCAUGACCUACGGUAUGCCCAUCGACAUGUGGAGUCUGGGAUGCAUUCUCGCCGAGCUGUACACGGGCGUCCCCAUUUUCCCCGGAGAGAACGAGCAGGAGCAGCUCGCCUGCAUCAUGGAGGUGUUUGGCCCGCCCGAGAAGCACCUCAUCGAGAAGUCGACCCGCAAGAAGCUCUUCUUCGACUCGAUGGGCAAGCCCCGUCUCACGGUGUCGUCCAAGGGCAGGAGGCGCCGCCCGUCGUCCAAGACGCUGCAGCAGGUCAUCAAGUGCGACGACGAGGCCUUCCUCGACUUCUUGGCCAGGUGCCUCCGCUGGGACCCGGACAGGCGCAUCAAGCCCGACGAGGCGAUCCGGCACGAGUUCAUCACGGGCCAGAAGACGAGCGUGCCGAUCCCGUCGGCGCUGCAGCAGCACGACGCCGCCCAGCGCCGGGGGUCGCCCAUCAAGCGCCACAACACCGUCUCGGCGCCGAGGCCGCUGCCGGAACCGCCCGGCGGAGGCGUAGGCAGCUUCAAGGGCAGCGUGCAGCUGCAGCAGCCGCGCGGGAGCCCGCACAAGGCCGUCGCGGGCAUGGGCCUGCCGCCGCCGCUGUCGACGUCGUCGUCGCGCCGCGUCUCGGCCGUUGGCAGCGUGGGCAAGCGGACGAGCACGGGGGCGGGGCUCGCUGGCGGCGGCGGCGGCGGCAUACCGAUGAGCGCGAGCAGCAACCUGCCCCGCGUGGCGAACCGGUCCGUUAGCGUCAGGCAGGCGGAUCUCGCGGCUGCGGGGGCGACGGUGGCGAUGAGUAAGCGUGCGUGA
This is a messenger RNA of Thyridium curvatum, 4188 nucleotides long. RefSeq lists its product as uncharacterized. The coding region runs from base 1 to 4188 and encodes 1395 amino acids. The record is from RefSeq and is a predicted model, not a curated record. Gene Ontology annotation, biological process: peptidyl-serine phosphorylation; peptidyl-threonine phosphorylation. Gene Ontology annotation, molecular function: protein serine/threonine kinase activity; ATP binding. Lineage: Eukaryota; Fungi; Ascomycota; Sordariomycetes; Thyridiales; Thyridiaceae. The transcript is spliced from 2 exons.